CCGCGCAGUACCACUGCGAGGCGAGAGCUCUGUGCUAGCGGACCUGUGAUGUGAUAGAGGCGUUUUUUCCCGUAUCUGAAAUAUUAGAACCGCUUGGAGUUGAAUGUGAGCCCAAAAGCCCUGGAAAUUUCCACAAUAUAGUCUCGGAGAAUUGGUUCUAGUUCAGUUCGCAGCUUAAAAAGUUCUCGUUCGGGAUUCGACUCGAAUUACUGCGUUCGUUUGAAAGAGUGGUUCAGAAGUUUUUUUGGAGCUCAGGACAAGCAGUAACGCAGAGGAAGACGCGUUCACUUUGUGCUACUGAGGUUUAUAAAAGAUAAGUCGAUAAAAUAUUGUUUCUGUUGUUUGUUGGAGUUUUUCACGCAAGGUUUUGCCUGAGGAUUAAACUUUUCUGCUGAAUUGUGUGUGUCGUGUCGAGCGAAAUGAAAGACGAGUUCUCUGAAGAAGAGGACGUCCAGUCAUUUGGAUACAAGAGAUUUGGUUUUCAGGAGGGAACUCAGUGUACUAAGUGUAAGAGUGAGUGGGCAUUGAAGGCAGCUAUAGGCCUGCUCUACGUUCUCUGCAUCUUACUCACCAUUGCUGUAGCCAUACUGGGUUACAAAGUGGUUCAGAAAGUAGAUGGUGUUACUAAGGGAAUGCACAAUUAUGAGGGCAAAAUCACUGCUAUGGAGACAGAUGUAAGAAAAUUAGAUGAUGAGUCUGGUAUGACAUCGAAGAACACUUCCAGUGAGCUGCAGAUGUUUCGUUCUGGGUUAUCAGCGUUGCGUCAAAAGCUAGCUGCAGCCUCUGACUCCGUCAACAGCAAUGCUGCUGUCCUGCAGCAGCUCCGAGCCUCAUCACAAGAUGUGCUUUCGCUGCAGGAAUAUUUGCGCUCACAGCUAAAUGACCAUGCCAGCACUCUGCAUGCUGCUAAUGCUACGCUAUUUUCUGUUGCUGCAAACACACCUGUGCUGCAGCAGGACACUGCACACCUUCAGCACAACUUGCAGACACACAUCAAUGCACAGCGCAUGCUACAGCUUUCUAUCGACCGUCUCAACUUCACUCAAUUGCAGCAGGACACUACUACAGCAGCACUGCAGCGUACAAUGGAAGCAGCAGAUAUGAAUACGCAGAGUGUCUAUAGUGACGUGCUAACGGUGCGCCGGGAGACACAGCUAGUGGGCAGCAUUGAGGACUGGAUUAGAGAAAAGAUCAUUAACCUGGAAAAAGCUGAAUUUAAUGCAUCAGCCCAUGUUCUGGCCACUGCACAAGGACUGGGGGAGGUAAACAUGCAGCUAGCUAGCAUCUCCAGUCAAAUUCUGAAUAUUAGCACACUCAACGAUGGUAACGCAGCAAACCUGAGAGAGCUACAGGAACAGCAGCAGGAUUAUGGCAGUCGAACAAGUGCUCGCUUUGACAGAAUGGAGGAAAGGCUGGAUGCAGCAGAAGAAAAUGUUGACAGGGUCACAGGGAAUGUGAGCUAUACUACAUGGAUGCUGGGGGGAGUGAACGGAGAACUGGGUGCUUUGCGGAGCUGCUCAGACACAGUGGGACAACAUUCAGAUCUCCUGCUGAAUCUAAACAGGACUCUGGCUGAGACACAGGCAGACGGGUCUGCUCUAAAGGCCCAGCAGGAUGAUCUAUCAGCUCGGCUAGACAAAGAAGUCAGCAGUCUUUCCAUGAUCAUGGAAGAAAUGAAGCUUGUGGACAGCAAGCACUCCCAGCUCAUCACCAAUUUUACAGUAUUGCAGGGCCCUCCUGGUCCAAGGGGUGCCCGUGGUGAAAAAGGCCCUCCUGGUGCAGGUGGUCCUCCUGGUCAGAAGGGGGAGAGAGGUGAUAAAGGAGAGGCAGGUGUUCCAGGCACUCAGGGAGAAAAAGGAAGCUCUGGCCCUCCUGGUUUUUCAGGUGUCCCAGGCAUACAAGGGCCUCGUGGUAGCCCAGGACCAAAGGGCUCACGAGGGUCAGGAGGCCGUGCAGGACCCCAAGGCACAAAAGGAGAACCUGGCACACCUGGACUGCCAGGCAGAGAUGGGAUGCUAGGGCCCCUGGGUCCUCAAGGACCACUGGGUAUUCGUGGACCAGUUGGUCCUGUAGGGGACCCAGGACACAUGGGACCACCAGGGCCUAUGGGACCUCCAGGACCACCAGGGUUGCCCGGCAGCGCAGCACCAGUGCCAACGAUACCUGCCCCACCAGAAGGUGCUUCACCACUAGUUGCUACAAGAUCUCUGCCAGGCGGAGUUGGCUGCCCUGCUGACUGGGUAUGGUUCAAAAACAGCUGUUACUUCUUCUCUACUGAAAAGCUCACUUUUGACGAUGCUCUUCAAAAGUGCAAUGGCAUGUCUUCAUCCAUGGUCAUCAUCAAUGAUAAUGAAGAACAGGGCUGGAUACAUCUUCACACAGUCGGUAGAGGCUACUUCUGGUUGGGAUUGACAGAUCGACAAAAAGAGAAUAUUUGGCGUUGGGUGGAUGGCUCAGAGCCUACCUUCAAGAAAUGGAGGCCUGGUCAGCCUGAUAACUGGAGCCAUGGACAUGAUGAAGGAGAGGACUGUGCAGGCCUUGUUCAUGGAGGCAAGUGGAACGACUUCUACUGUGACGACCAGCUUGGUUUCAUCUGCGAGAGAGCAGUAAACAGUUGAAAUCUGUGAAAAUGGAACAGUGUGGCAACAGUGUACCCCAGUGAGUAAAUAAAUAUGGUCAAAUGACCUCGCAGCUUGUGUCAGAGAUAGAUGACUCUCUUUGACAAGUAAACCUGAUGCAGGUACGACGAAUGAGGAAAGACCAUGUUGUAGAAGUAAUAAGCUGCAGUGUUCAGUGCAAGGUGAAUUGUUUCCUGUCCACUGGCCACUGACAUUAAAUGAUGGUCUCAUUCCUGGACAGUCAGUUCAUAAACAUCAAGGAGCUAUUAACAUUCAAGCUGUGAGCUAAACAGGUGUAAAGAAGCAAAUUAAUGUGUAUUUCAGUACUUUAUGUAAUUUUCUACUAUUUUAUGUAUAUAAUUUUGAAUAGUUUUAUUCCACAUUUGUUCUUGUAUUUUUCAAUGAGUCCUAAUCUGCCAUUUCUUUAUAUAUGCCCCCUUUUGACCCACACAUACACUUAACUCCUACCUAUUAAUAAAUAAAUAAAUAAAUAAAAGAACAAAGGAUAUAAUAAAUAUGGAUUUCAUUUCUAUUAUGUUUGUUCAUUCUUCUAAAAUAUUUGAUUAACUGCAUUUUUCCAACACUUAUUAUUGAUGUGAUAAAUAAGAAGGUAAUUAAAAAAUUCUACACCAUAAGUGCAUUGUUAUAGUCAUUUUUAUUGUUUCUUCCUUAUUACUUAUUUCAGUAAAUUAUCAUGAUGAUUAUUAAAUACACUUAAAAACUUGCAGUGCACUUAUUUAAAUGAACAUAUUCAUUUUCUUAAGUAUUCACAUUUUUUAAAUUGUCAUUCCACUUUGUUUCAUAUCCUUUGCCUUUGACUCCUGUCCCUUUUCUCCUCAGCUGCACGGAAGAAUGAAAUUAUGUAACAGUAGCACCUUAGAGAGAGACACUACUCAACAAAUUUGUUUCUUAAAAAAAGACAAAAACAAAA
Molecule: messenger RNA, 3549 nt
Organism: Pangasianodon hypophthalmus (striped catfish)
Lineage: Eukaryota; Metazoa; Chordata; Actinopteri; Siluriformes; Pangasiidae
Product: collectin-12
Exons: 9
Coding region: 420-2618 (732 amino acids)
Source: RefSeq, a predicted model, not a curated record